Messenger RNA from Pygocentrus nattereri (red-bellied piranha), 5497 nucleotides. RefSeq names its product v-myb avian myeloblastosis viral oncogene homolog-like 1 (gene mybl1). Gene Ontology annotation, molecular function: DNA-binding transcription factor activity, RNA polymerase II-specific; RNA polymerase II cis-regulatory region sequence-specific DNA binding. Lineage: Eukaryota; Metazoa; Chordata; Actinopteri; Characiformes; Serrasalmidae. The transcript has 16 exons. Bases 395 to 2656 code for a protein of 753 amino acids. Gene Ontology annotation, biological process: regulation of DNA-templated transcription. Gene Ontology annotation, cellular component: nucleus. The record is from RefSeq and is a predicted model, not a curated record.
GAGAGGCGGACGGUGAUCCGGAGACAAGGCGGGCGAAAACACGCGCAGAGACGUGUUUACUUUCUGAUCUCUGUCCGUUACCAGUGCGUGCUUUUCGGGAAAACCCAGAGGCGGCUGUUUCAGUGUUUCGGGAGUGUCCGUGCCGGACUGCGGGUGUUUGUUGGUCCGAAUGGCAGAUCAGUGAACGCACCAGUCUCACCACAGCGACUUUAAUGGAGAAACACGGCGACUCGACACUUGCCUGACGAGCAGCCUGUGUCCGGAUAAAUGUCAUUGUGCUCGAUAUCGGUGUGUAUUCGGAUCUCAGACGUGGCCGCAGCUGUGGAUUAGAUCUCUGACACUUUUUACUUUCGAUAACAAGCAGCGCUGUCACUGGCUGAGCAGCAGAGCUGACAUGGCCAACAUGAAAUCCCGCAGUGAGGAUGAGGAUGAUGAGCGUCAUUCUACAGACCCUGAAAGCAGAGACCCCAAGAACUCUAAGAAGAUGCUCUGCAAAGUUAAAUGGUCCAGAGAAGAGGACGAGAGGCUUAAGAAGCUUGUUGAGCAGCAUGGCACUGAUGCAUGGAAAUUAAUCGCUAAUUAUUUCCCAACGAGGACAGAAGGCCAGUGUCAGCACCGCUGGCAGAAGGUCCUCAACCCAGAGCUGGUGAAAGGGCCAUGGACAAAAGAGGAGGAUCAGAGGGUGAUAGAGCUGGUGCAUAAGUAUGGCCCCAAGCGAUGGUCAGUAAUUGCAAAGCACCUGCAGGGCCGCAUAGGAAAGCAGUGUCGGGAGCGCUGGCACAACCACCUUAACCCAGAGGUGAAGAAGUCCUCUUGGACCCAGGAAGAGGACCGUAUCAUCUAUGAGGCACACAAACGCCUUGGCAACCGCUGGGCUGAGAUUUCAAAGCUGCUACCUGGAAGGACCGACAACUCCAUUAAGAACCACUGGAACUCCACCAUGCGUAGGAAGGUGGAACAGGAGGGCUAUCUGCAGGAGGGCAACAGGAGCUUCACCAGUGAGCAGCCUAUGAAGAGACGACACAAAGCCUGCCACAGUGUGGAGCAGCAACACAGCCACAGCCAGCUGCUCAUGAAUGACCAGUCCCAGCUGGCUGGAUACUCGUAUGGCUCUGUGAGUGGGCAGUGCAUGGACAGCGUCACAGAGGGCUCCAGCUUCAUGUCGCCGUGCCAUGACGAUCCCGACAAAGAGCAGCGAAUUAAGGAGCUAGAGCUGCUGCUUAUGUCGGCUGAGAAUGAAGUCAGAAGACAGUCCGGCCCUCGUAACCCAGAGAGUUACUCCAGCUGGUCAGACAGUCUGGCAGAUGACACUGUGACCACCACUGGCAGUCUGGAGGAAGGCAGCGUGGAGCUCUGUCGUGCGGAGGAAACUCAUGCACAGCCCAUUCCGCUGCACGUCUCUCCUAGCAAGUUCCUGGCGGUGGAAGCUAGCGCUGUGCUGUCCACUCUGCAGACCAUUCCUGAGUUUGCAGAAACCAUGGAGCUCAUUGACUCGGAUCCCACAGCCUGGAGUGAGGUGGCUAGUUUUGACCUGUCUGAGGCUGUGAGUCCUCCUAAACCUCUCGGCCUUGGUGGGGCAUACCCAGCUCCGGAGAGCAGUGCAGAGGUUGUUGGAUACCACCUCAACGGCCUUGCUGUCCAAGAUAUCAACAGGCCACUAGUUGGAGCUGGGCAGGGAAAGACUGUUGCUCAUACCACUCGGCCCGCUAGCAAAUUCAGCUCCCCACCAUCAUCUGUGCCAAGAAAGCAGGCAAGAGAAUGCGGAGACCAGUCGCCCACCACCGACAGAAACUGUGGUUCGUUUAGAGACACCACCAGCAGCUCACCCAAAGGCACACCAGUGAAAGGGUUACCGUUCUCUCCCUCCCAGUUCUUCAACAUAUCUGGGACUGAGCAUUUGAACCUGGACAAUCCUGCACUUACGUCCACUCCAGUGUGUGGGCAGAAAUGCUUCCUUAACACGCCACACCAGAGGGAAACCACACCCAAACACCAGAAGGAGAAUGCUGGUUUCAGAACCCCCAAGAUCCGUAAAUCCAUAAUGGUCCACACCCCGAGGACACCCACUCCUUUCAAAAAUGCCCUGGCAGCUCAGGAGAAGAUGCAUGGGCCCUUAAAAAUUGUGCCGCAGCCACUGGCUUUCCUGGAAGAAGACAUCAGAGAAGUGUUGAGGGAGGAAACGGGUUCAGAUAUCUUCACUCAAAGACAUACUCACUCUGAACACAGGGCUUAUGAGAUGGAAGUUCCUGCCAGAAAGGUGAGGAAGUCCUUGUUGUUGGACAGCUGGGGGAAGGAAUGCCUCGGUGUGCAGCUAUUCACUCAGCAGCAGAUCAGCACUAAUGCUCAAUCUCUUAAUGAUGGGUUGUUGAGCAGCACUCUGCUGCUGCCCCCUCUGGCUGAGGGAGAGAAGCUCACCUGCUCUCCUGGCUCAGUAAAGGAGGACGCCUACCCUCUUAUCUAUCCCCUCAGCCCCCAGGCGAAAAAAGAGCUUCAUGCACACAGGAACCCCGCCUACCAAACCUCUACUCAGGCAAGCAGGGAGUGGGAGGCAGUGGUGUUUGGGAAGACGGAGGACCAGCUGAUCAUGACAGAGCAGGCCAGGCGCUACCUGACCUCGUCCCAGCUGCCCUGCACUCCGAGAGCGCUGGUCCUGUAAGCUCUGGCUCCGCAAUGCUCCAUUUCAGCAACCGUUCCUGCCCCGUCCCCGCGUUUCACCUUUAGACAAUCUGGCAUAGGAAACUAAACGCCCACCUCUUUUGUAUAUAUUCACUAAAGACUUACUUAUAUGACAGUGUAUUGCAGAAUAGGCUGCCUUAACACACGAAGAAGCACGGUAGAGACUUGGCUUUGAUUCUGGAGAUGUAGACACAGCUGGGUUUGUGACUAAAAGAACAUGACCUGUUUACCUGUUAGGAUUACACUUUUAGCAUCUACAGUAGUUGUAGAUUUGCUGACCUAGGUCAAGGCAUUUGAACAGACAUUUCAUAUCAUAUAACUUUUUAGGCGUAGACAACGUCAUGAGAGACAGUUUUGAGUAUUACAUUGGUGGAAGGGAAUUAAACCCUUUUUAAUGGUUUGUCUCUGCUGAUCUAUCUGUGCUGCGCCCAUAAAUGGUUGCUAGGUUCGACAAGCUUUACAAAAUUGCCAUUAGAAAAAUGCCAUUUACCCUAAUAGCUACAUAGUGUUGAGUUUCCAGUUUAAAAUGUUAGAGUUAUUAGAGGUAAUUGAAACUAGACAGGUAAAAGACAAGUUAGCUUGGUUACAUGACAAAAUACAUGUAGUCUAUACUAACACUGGGAACGCAUGCAAAAUAAAUACAAUUUAAAGUGAAUAACACUUCACAAUUUAAAAAACUACAGUUUCAAUCACAUUGUGAUUUCCAUAACUCUUGUUCAACCUAGCAGCAGUUGCUACAACAGUAUACAUUUGUGGGUGAAGCAUGUACAGGUCGGUUGUUUUUUAUUAAUAUAAGAGAAAAAGCAUUUUUUAUUGAUUUUGCUCUAAUGUUAAUGCCAGACAACCAAGGUACAAACAAAAAAAUAUUUAGGGUGCAGUUCCUGAAGUUGGCUCAUACCAGCCUGUCUUCCAGGUUUUUAGCUUGUUUGUUUUUAGAGAAUUUUUAUUACCAACAUGGCGUCUUAAGGAUUGGAGAGCACUGGCAGUGUUGCACUACUGAUUGUGGUUGUGUGUAAAGGAGAGGAGCUCGGAGAAGGAACUGGAUAGCACUUGCAAUGUGAUUGUUUCGGCCUGAAACCGUAACAAGAAGGCUCUGCUCCGUUUAUGCGGAUGACACUCACUGAAUGUAUUGUACAGCAUUUAUCCGCGAAGUAGCGUCAAAAGGAAGGGUACCUCGUUUUGUUUUUUAUUUUUGGCUUUUAAUUUAUUUUCUACUGUAAAACUAGAGUUGUUGAGAUGUUUAUUGAACACCUGGACCGUCCAGUUUCAGAAAAACAUAAAAAAACACAACUAAAACAACAACAAAAAACAAACCUACCUUUUUGUUGACGGACACAGCUGUGACUGCAGCCUAAACGAAUAGCAUCUUAGCUGCUUUAGUCAAUCUUACCAUAAAUCAUGUUUUGGUACUGAUUUUUUAAUUAUUUUUUUUAAGGUGCAGUCUAGCAGAAGUUACACAUUCCAAGACAUUCACAUUCUUGGCAAAGUGGAUUUCUCUCUUCAUUUAGGGCUGUAGGUUGUAUUUAUUAAAUCUCUACUAAUUUAUUUAUUGCAAAGAUAUAAAGAGAAUCUUUAAUUUUAUUUUCCGUCUUGUCGAGAAAAAGGAUUUUGGCUACCUUCCAUCACACAUUUUUCAAAAAAAAAAAGAAAGAAAACAUGUUAAUGACAAACUGCCACUAAUUGUUCUUUUCUGAUUGGUUUAAAAAGCAGAAAAUCAUCUCCACAGUUGUAUCUCUGUUGAGUUCAAACCAGUUUAAAUACAGGUAGCAGCAUUCAGCCUCCAAAAUGUUUAACGUAGGCAAAUUGCACUUUUUAAAUGUUUAAAUGUUGGUUUGUUUUCAGUCUGUGUUUUUCCCCUUGUAAAGUCCCCCUGUAGUGUUUGUGAGUUUUGUUUUUUUUUUAAUUAUGAUUUUUUUUUGAUGGUAGAGGUGGUGGCUGAAUGUUUCUUUAAAAAAAAUGAAACACUGACUUAGGAUGGCAUCUAAAUACGAACAAAUAAGAGUUCCUCUCUCUCACUCAGUACUUCUACUGGUGAAAUCGAAAGCGAGCUGCUACUGAGAAACACAAAUGAAGAGGCCAUACUAAUAGAUAGAAACACAAGCACAGUCCUUUCGAGAUGUAGGAUGUAUUGUUUUCGUAUAUAUUGAAUUUGAAGGCUGGUAUCGAAGGUGACCCUUGUGAAACUGUUACAGUAGAGCAUUUGUCAGACCAGUGUUUUCUACUGCGCAUUUGAAAUUAUCCGGUAGUAUUAGAGGUUACUGAAGGUGUCUGCAUUAAGGCAUUUUAAUUAAAAGCAAGAGUUGGUGAAAUGCACAGAGCUUGUUUAAUUAAUUAACUCAGUUGUUUAUUUCAACACAAGGACUCAAGCACCAAUUUAUCUUUCAAUAAUUAAUCGCAAGGUCUGUGUUCUUAAAUCACCAAGAUAUUCACCAUGUUUUAUAGCAUAAGAUUGAAUAUUAUUUAAUGUAACAAUGCAGGUAACAGCUAAAAAAGCAUUUUUGAUUUGUUCGAAGUCUUUGGUUUGAUGUGUCUAUGUACAUUUUUGUCACGUUUUUAAUGUAGGUGUAUAUAAAAAUUCUAUUUUCUAACGCUCAACCACCUAAUCGUAGGUUUUGAGGGAAGUAAGUACAUGUAGCAGUUUAAAAACAGUGCAUGAAACGCAAUACAUUCACAUCCCACUUGCAUUUUCACAAGAAGUUCAAACAUGACAAUAUUUUGCUCGUCAUCUAUUGCCUGCCUUUCUGAAUCCUGCCAAUAACCAUAUGUGACUCUUGUACUUAUUGAAAUAAAAAGAAAAUAAAAUAAAACGCUUUGUUCAUUA